Xyrauchen texanus (razorback sucker) is the source of this 4100-nucleotide messenger RNA. Its product is annotated as V-type proton ATPase 116 kDa subunit a 2-like. The transcript is spliced from 20 exons. Gene Ontology annotation, cellular component: plasma membrane; vacuolar proton-transporting V-type ATPase, V0 domain; vacuolar proton-transporting V-type ATPase complex. The record is from RefSeq and is a predicted model, not a curated record. The coding region runs from base 547 to 3039 and encodes 830 amino acids. Gene Ontology annotation, molecular function: ATPase binding; proton-transporting ATPase activity, rotational mechanism. Lineage: Eukaryota; Metazoa; Chordata; Actinopteri; Cypriniformes; Catostomidae. Gene Ontology annotation, biological process: proton transmembrane transport; vacuolar acidification.
UGCACAGGACUCCGUUUUGUAUUGUGCUAUUUAUUUAAGCAGUAAUGCUUGCAUAAAAAAUGGUUUUACGACCGGAUAGUGAUGCAAUAUUUUCAACGUCACUCCUGUAGGCUUUAAUCGCUAAUGCUAUUUCUGUCGUUUCAAUGGCAAGACAUAGAUUAAAGGUACAGGCGCCUAUCGAUUAUUAUUGUCCUGCCAGCUAGGUAAGACUGUAAAGGACCGCUACAAAGACACUUUAUGAAUAUUGUAUUUUCAGUGCGUUUGCAUGAUGUUUCAUACGCUCUGAUAUGAUCGCAAUGAUGCUAAACUGAUUUGUUGGUUAAUAAUAUUCGCAACAAUUUAAUCCCAUCCCGGCUCAAUCAGACAAUAACAAAUCUUGAAUAAUUCCGAAUGCAUGUCGUGCGAAUCUGCUCAGUCAAAUGCAGUACUAUUGAAUGCAAUGUGUGGUGAAAACUUGAUCGCGGCAGUUUGUCGUGGUGUAUCAAAGCGAAUAGGAAAGGCCAGGGCGGAUUGAGCGAUCAAGGUGGCUAAAACUGGAGAGAUAAGAUGGGCUCGUGCUUUCGGAGUGAGGAGAUGUGCUUGGCUCAGCUGUUCCUGCAGUCUGGUUCGGCAUAUGACUGCAUCAGCGAACUGGGAGAAAUGGGACUGGUCGAAUUUCGAGAUCUCAACCCCAGCGUCAGCUUGUUCCAGCGUCGCUUCGUCAGUGAGAUCAAGAGAUGUGAGGAAAUGGAGAGGAUUCUGGGGUAUCUGCUGAGGGAAAUUAAGAAGGCUAAUAUUGCAGUGCCAGAACCUGAAAUCCUUCCUGUUGCCCCUGCACCCAAAAAUGUCUUUGAGAUCAUGGAGCAGCUGCAGAGGCUGGAGGUGGAGCUCAGCGAGGUCGCCAAGAAUAAAGAAAAACUCCAGCGGAACCUGCUCGAGCUGACGGAGUACACACACAUGCUGAGAAUCACACAUACCUUCAUGCACAGCCGCUCCAGGCAUGAAGCUCUGGGCCCUCAGUAUGAGGAGUUCCUCUCUCUGGAGACUGAAUCAGUGACAGGCUGCACCAGUAUGCAGAGACUGGGCGCCAAACUCGGGUUUAUCUCAGGGUUGAUUCAGCGGGUGAAGGUGGAGGCAUUUGAGCGGAUGCUCUGGCGGGUCUGUAAAGGUUUCACUAUCCUCAGCUAUGCAGAGGUGGACGAGAGCCUGGUAGAUCUCGACACGGGUGAAAUAAAUAAGAAUGUUGUGUUCCUUAUCUCCUUCUGGGGUGACCAAAUUGGACAGAAGGUUCAGAAAAUUUGCGACUGUUACCAUUGUCAUCUCUACCCUCAUCCUGAAACGGACGAAGAAAGGGCAGAUGUGAUGGACAAUCUAAGGACACGGAUCCAAGACUUACAAAGCGUUUUGCACCGUACAGAGGAUUACUUGAAGCAGGUCCUGCAUAAGGCGUCUGAGUCAGUGCACUCCUGGGUGCUCCAAGUGAAGAAGAUGAAAGCAAUCUAUCACAUACUCAACCUCUGCAGCUUUGAUGUCACUAACAAGUGUCUGAUCACUGAAGUGUGGUGUCCGGUCAGUGACCUGGCUAACCUGAGGAGGGCGCUAGAGGAGGGCUCAAGAAAAGGUGACGCCACGGUCCCGUCCUUCGUUAACCGUCUCCCGAGCAAUGACACUCCACCGACCCUUUUAAGGAGCAACAAGUUCACCUCAGGGUUCCAGAGUAUAGUUGAGGCUUAUGGAGUAGGAGACUAUAGAGAAGCCAGCCCAGCUCCUUAUACCAUAAUCACAUUUCCCUUCCUGUUUGCGGUGAUGUUUGGAGAUCUUGGUCAUGGUGCAGUCAUGGCGCUCUUUGCUCUGUGGAUGGUGUUAACUGAGAAGGACCACACACGCAGACGACCAGGAAAUGAGAUCUGGAGGAUGUUUUUUGAUGGGCGUUACAUCAUACUAAUGAUGGGACUGUUCUCCAUAUACACGGGACUCAUUUACAAUGAUUGUUUCUCUAAAUCCCUCAACAUCUUUGGCUCUGCCUGGAGCGUCGAGGCCAUGUUCACAGAACAGCAGUGGUCAAAUGAAACCCUUCAAACUAACGCCUUACUCAGCUUAGAUCCCAACGUUUCUGGAGUUUUUUCUGGACCGUAUCCAUUAGGCAUCGAUCCAAUCUGGAACAUGGCUGUGAAUCGCCUGACCUUCCUCAACUCCUACAAGAUGAAGAUGUCUGUGAUCAUUGGGGUCAUUCACAUGAGCUUUGGGGUGGUGCUCAGUGUCUUCAACCACUUGCACUUCAGACAGAAGUUUAAGAUCUAUCUCCUCUUUCUCCCUGAGCUGCUCUUUCUGCUUUGUCUCUUUGGGUAUUUGGUCUUCAUGAUCUUUUACAAAUGGCUGGCGUUCUCAGCACAAGACUCUCGUCUGGCUCCAAGCAUUCUCAUCCACUUUAUCGACAUGUUCCUCAUGCAGGGGAAUGCUGCUACACCCCUGUACCCCAGGCAGAUGGGGCUGCAGGUGUUUUUGGUGGUGGUGGCCCUGCUGUCGGUUCCAGUGUUGUUACUGGGAAAACCUCUUUAUCUCUACUGGCUGCAUCGUGGUGGGAAGAGCCUGGGGGUCCACAGGGGCUACGAGAGAGUUCGUCAUGUGAGUGAGGACGAUCUGUCAUCGUCUGUCGUGCAUGAUGAAGAAGAGGGGCUAAGUGACUCGGGAGGACCUCAGGAGGUUCAAGUUUACCCAUUUUCCUCACAAAAACAAGUACCGUUUGAUUUUGGGGAUGUCUUCUUGCAUCAAGCAAUUCACACCAUAGAGUAUUGUUUGGGCUGCAUCUCCAACACUGCCUCCUAUCUGCGUCUCUGGGCCCUAAGCCUUGCCCAUGCUCAGCUGUCAGAGGUAUUGUGGGUGAUGGUUAUGCGAGUGGGGCUGAGGGUGAGCUCCAGACUGGGCGUGCUUUUCCUUGUGCCUGUGUUCAGUGUCUUUUCCCUGCUCACCGUCUCUAUUCUUCUGGUUAUGGAGGGACUGUCUGCUUUCCUCCAUGCUCUGCGUCUGCAUUGGGGUGAUGGUCGGACUCGCUAUCGUUGAAGGAAUGAGCAUUACACCGAAGCCUGUACUCUGGAGCGGGAUCAAUUUGGAGGUGGAGGGUCUGUCAUGGUCUGGGGCUUGUUGACAUUGCAGGCAAUCACAACGCUGUGUGUUACAGGGAAGACAUCCUCUUCCCUCAUGUGGUGCCCUUCCUGCAGGCUCAUCCUGACAUGACCCGCCAGCAUGACAACGCCACCAGCCAUACUGCUCGUUCUGUGCGUGAUUUCCUGCAUGACAGGAAUGUCAGCGAAGAGCACGUCUGGGGACUGCUGGAUCGGAGGGUGAGGGCCAGGGCCACCACCCCCCCAGAAAUAUCCUGGAACUUGCAAGGGCCUUGGUGGAAGAGUGGGGUAACAUCUCAACGCAAGAACUGCUAUUAUAUUUUGUUACAUGUUUAAUGUUUACAUGCAUAUUUUGUACUAUUUACAAUAUUUACAUUGAUUUGUUGAACACAUGCUAAAAAUUGGAGCUGUCUCUUUAAGAAAACUGGCAGUUCUGUUAAUAGCAUCUUUAAAUGAGUACAUAUUAACAAGAGAGUUCAUGAAUGGCUUUACCUCAUUUGUGCUAUGCGUGAUUAGAAAUAAAUUAUCAACAACUGACUAAAGAACAGAAAGGUUUUGAAAAGAGACCUUAUUGAAUGACAAAUGGGCGAGGAUCUCGUCUUUGGACACACUAAACGACUCAAAUCAAACUUUUAAUCUCAACAUUAAGUGAAAGGAUCUCAAUCCUAAACAUCUACUAUACUAAAUCACUGGUAAGUGAAAGCUGAAGAUUUACCAGCCAGUGGCUAAUCAUAGAUGUUUUUGGGAAAUUUUGCGCAAAGUCCAAAGCACAAAAUUUGGUCUCGUAUGCGAGUGAUUUACUCACAUUUUACAGAGUUGUGCAUACCGCACGCAAUAUAGCUGAAGAUCAAUCUUGGAAUUUAAGAAUCGAUAUCAAGAUGAAUCAAAUUAAGAUUGUAAUGCAUCUGAAAAUCUAUAUUUUCUCCCAGCCUGAGUUAUAAUAAUUUUGUUAAUAAUCGAGUUAUUCCACCAUGUCUAUCUUUCCAUUCACAAUUGUGU